Molecule: messenger RNA, 1525 nt
Organism: Oldenlandia corymbosa var. corymbosa
Lineage: Eukaryota; Viridiplantae; Streptophyta; Magnoliopsida; Gentianales; Rubiaceae
Source: the annotation of a GenBank genome assembly
AAAAAAUAGCGCACAACCUCAACCUUCCCGGAGAAGUGAUUUUUUUGCAUUUUAGUUUACUCAGCCACUAAGUAAAAAGAGAGGACAAAUUUCAGCCGGGAAAGCGCUGGACUCGGAUCCCGAACUUGAUCGACGUCCGGCCAGUUCCUUCCUCUCCGUUUCUCUCCGUCACCUAGUCGCGCAGUGUCGGUGUCUCCAAAGCCUCUCUCUCUCUCUCACGCAGUCACACAGUGAUCUCCUUUUUGUUUGGAAGGAAAGAAACAUCGGGAUCCCCCAAUCGGGACGCUCUCCGUGCGACUUCUCUUCCCAGAUCUAAAUUCUACACAGAGAAAUGUAUGAUAAUCUCGGAACACAGCCAGGAGUACCAAGACCGGCUGUCAGCACACAACCAAAUCCAUUUGGGAAUGCCUUCUACGGUGCUGGAUCAGGACUUAUCAGAGGUGGAUUGGGUGCUUAUGGAGAGAGAUUUUUAGAUUCAAGCUCUGAGUAUGUCCAAAGCAAUAUAAGUAAAUAUUUCUCUGAUCCACAAUACUAUUUCCAAGUCAAUGAUCAGUAUGUACGAAACAAAUUGAAGGUUGUUCUUUUCCCAUUUCUGCACAGGGGCCAUUGGACAAGAAUUACCGAACCAGUAGGUGGUAGGCUAUCUUACAAGCCCCCAAUCUAUGAUAUAAAUGCUCCCGAUUUGUACAUUCCGUUCAUGGCCUUUGGUACUUAUGUUGUUCUAGCUGGAUUAUCAUUGGGAAUUCAUGGAAAGUUUAGGCCAGAAGCUCUAAACUGGCUGUUCAUUAAAGGAUUGUUGGGAUGGUUUAUGGAAGUUGCUCUACUGAAGAUGUCAUUGUUUUCGUUGGGAAGCGGGGAGGCACCUUUACUUGACAUCGUGGCUUACGCUGGAUAUACAUUCACAGGCCUGUCGUUGGCUGUCUUUGGGAAGUUAGUGUGGAGUUACUCAUACUACUUUGUGAUGCCAUGGAUAUGCUUAUGCACAGGAAUCUUUCUGGUGAAGACAAUGAAGAGAGUUCUGUUUGCAGAGGUUAGGACUUACGACUCAAGCAGGCAUCAUUACCUCUUGCUCUUCAUUGCAUUGGCGCAGUUCCCACUUCUCAUUUGGCUUGGGAACAUCAGUCUAAAUUGGCUUUUCUAAGAUGUAUCAGUUUGUGAGGGUAGUAUGGAAAUUGGAAAGUGUUGCUUCAAUGACAAUCUUCUAAAGUUUUGCAGUCAGUGUAUUUAGUUUAUAUAUCUCCGUGCUUAUAAGUUAUAACUACGUUGUGAUUUUUUGUCGCCCAACUCUUUUCCGUGGUAGGAGAAUGAUUUAACAUCAAAUUACUGAAGACUAUAGUGUCUAAUUUGCUAAGAAUUUUCUGCGAUAGACUUGAAUCAGAUAACAAUUCUUAGUUGGUUUCUAAGAGUGUCUUAUACACAUUACUGGCCAUUUAAAUUGUGUUCGGCGUUUUUAGGUUUUGGCUCAAAUAUGAAUGCACAGAACUUUUAUCCACAUUUAUGUGAAUUGGGUAAGUUUAAAAUAAAA